Molecule: messenger RNA, 2593 nt
Organism: Pezoporus occidentalis (night parrot)
Lineage: Eukaryota; Metazoa; Chordata; Aves; Psittaciformes; Psittacidae
Gene: CFAP161
Product: cilia and flagella associated protein 161
Exons: 7
Coding region: 48-944 (298 amino acids)
Biological process (GO): cilium assembly
Cellular component (GO): motile cilium
Source: RefSeq, a predicted model, not a curated record
AGCGAUCGUCAUGACGACGGAGGACGCCGCACGGCCGAGGCAGCAGCAUGGCUACCUACAGACCCGGGGUGCUCAUCGGCAACUGGAACGAGGACUCGUGUCUGGGGGAGGACCUCUUGAGGGAUUUUCUUCAUAAAAGAGAACGAGGAGAACUUCUAACACAGAGAAUAAACAGGCUUCAAGACAACCUUUUAAGGAAGAUACACCUGUCAGUGUCUGAGGAUGGAUUUGUUCAUUUUGGAGACACAGUGAUGCUUUUGAAUAGUGACGACAAACCCUCGGUGGAGAAUCCCUGUGGUGUGUGUGGCAGUCUGACCUUGGCAGUUAAUCUGGAUGAACUGUCCAUAUUUUCACCUCUACCAUUGCAAACCCUUCAUGGAGUUAGUGCAAUCAAGAGUGUGGUCCCUGUGGGUAGAAAUACUUUCUGUAUUUUAAGUGUAGAUGGAAGUGCACUGGGUGAACCAGUUAAAUAUGGGCAAGUCUUUGGUCUUGGGACAACAGGAGGGUUUUCUGGCCACAUGUUGUAUCUAGCAAGUGACCAUAAAUCAUUUGUAAGAUUUGCUAAAAAAUCUUACCUUCAGCAAGUUUUUUUGACAGAUGAGCUUUCUUAUUUGACCCGCUGGCAAGCUGCCUUCUUGGAUCCACAGCUGCGUCUUGAACAUGAAGGAUUUCCAGUUCCUGCAAACUCCAAAAUUAUUAUUACCCAUUGCCAAACUAAUCGCAGCUUGGCUGUUCCAAGGAACUUUUGGACAAGGUCUUAUUUUGGAAGAGAGUAUGAAGUAAUUUGUCACACUUUUCUGGACACCCAUAAAGCUGAAGAAGAUAAGAAUUACUGGGAAAUAAUUACAGGAGAUCCCAGUGAUGAGGAUAGUACAAUGAUUGAUAGGCGCAACCGUCCACUAGGGUGGAUCAGAAAGAAUGAGUCUUGUGAAGAGAGAGAAUAAAAAAAAUCCUAGCCUACAGCCAACAGAGGUCAGUGAGAUUCUGACUCUUGGGUUUCCUGUUCAGAUUCUAGAGAUGCUUGUUUUAAAAAUGGAAAUGAAAGUCUACUGUAAGUAAUAUUGCACAAUCUCAUCAUGGUUAUACAGUGGGCAAAAACUAACAGAAUUUUAUGAAUCAUGCAGAAUGUUAAAAAUUCAUGAACCAGGAAGGGUUCAUUUUCCCAUUUUCCCAUUCAUUGAUGGCAAAAAAUGUCAAAAUCAAGGAAAUCUAAUACAUUUGCACUAAACUACUGGCUUUCAGAGGGUACUAAACCAAUUCUUCCAAAACCAAACCAGUGUCACUCUUUUUAAAAUGAGUGUACAGUUUCCAGAACGCUGAAAACAAAACUCAUGAACUGUCAUUGGAUACUUUGACAUUUAAAGUUCAUCUGAAAGAAAGUUGGUUGUUGAGCUUGUUCCACACUCUGCCUAGCACAAUGUUGUGAAUUAUUGAAAAAUCACAAAUGAGCUGUCUCUAUCUCAAGACUGGCUUCCAAUUUAUGGAAAUGAACUUAAAAAGUGUAUAAAUUGAUUUAUGUUUGGCCAUGUAUUCUAAACAUUUAAAUGCCGACUGAUCAAGAACUUGAGCACAGUGAUACAGACUAGAGACUUCUGUCAGCUUUUUCCAACCACCACCAUUUUCCAUUUGCCUCCCACCCACAGAAUUUUUCAAUUCAUAAUCACUUCUACCAAGUUUGACAGCAAGGUAAAAUUGUUAAAAUAAGCCCCAACAAUUCUCAUGAAAAUAUAUGUUAAAGUAGAAAAAGAAUAAGAGAGACUGUAAGUUUAUCCAGUCAGAAAAAGAUUGCUAUCUGUGUUCAUAUGUAAUUAGACACUGGAGAAUCCGCAUAAAAAAAAUGGCCCAAUAAUGGUAAAUUGCAGCUGGAACUCAUGUUUUUUUUUUUUUUUCUAACAAGAAUAUCAACCAAGCAUGAGAUGCAAAGACAUGGAAAACAGAUGUCAUAGUUACCUGCCUUUAUAUGGAAGCUGAAACAGCAUCACAGAGAAACUUAAUGCAUGACAUUCCAUUAUAUCCAUUUAGUAAAGCCACAUGCAUACAUAUUCCAUUUCUUACUGUACCACAAGAGUGGGCUCUUUCAGCACAAAGGAAGUGAAUUUCUGAGUAAAAUACUACUUAAAUCUCAAAACAGAUUCAAAAAGCCAUCUAUGUUCAUAAAGAUCAAAUAAACCUUUAAGUAUUACCAACACGAAACCACUAAACUUUCACAAAAGAAGGGACUGGUCCAAACAUGUCUCAAAGCUUUAUUCCCAGAUAGGCUGUUUGAAACCCACUGACAAGGCUUCAAAAUCUCUUGCCUUUGUUCAGUAUAAAGUAAAUCAGCAGACUGUGGGAUGGGCUAACUAGCACUUGGCAUAGAGGGUCUCAGAGCAGGACAUGCAGGUUCGCUUUGGGGGAGUGUAUCACAGAAGACAGGUUUCCAAUCACAAUCCUUGUGUGCAAACCUCCACAGGUCUGUUAUAGAUGGGGUAUUAUUGAGGAAAUUAUCUUUAGGAACUUUUUCUUUCACUUUCUAUGUAAAUAUGUGAAAUCUGACAUGUAACUAAUUAUGCAUGUUUUUAUAGACACUGUUACUACUCCAAUUUAUAGAGAU